UUUUGCCACAAAUUAACUAUUUUAUUUUUAGCGCACGCCUCUAAUCCGGAAAACAUCACCGGUAGUCGGUUCUGAAAGUUCUUUUCGUCGCUUACGACGCUGUUAUGGCGGACAGAGUGCUGUAGGUUGGGAGCUGUGUUGACAUUUUUCUCGUUUGUGGAGUAUUUCAUCAAUAUUAGGACAAAUAACAAACAUCCAAGAUGCCUGUGCACUUCAAGACGAGUUCGGAAUACAAAGAACAUUACAAACCCAUCCAAUCAUUCAAGAGCGCCUCAUUCGCACCUAGUGCAGAACAAAAUGCUCCAGCAGCUGGCCAGCAGUCGUCAAAGCUAGGUGUGCCCUCUGAACCACCGAUUCAGAGGAAGAAGAGGCUGGAUGGACCCACGACAAGCCUUAGCAAUCAUUUCAAUCAGGGUCUCGAGUCCCCUGGGAGUGAGGAUUUUGCCCUCCUGGGUGCAAAUGAUAAGUUUAUGGAAAAUGUGAAAUACAAGGCCAAGUCUCGCGGUGCUUCUCCUCCCAAACAACAGAAACUCGCACAUACCAAGAAAGAAAAAGAAAACAGACAAGAAGUAUCAAAACCUAAACCGGCUCCUGUGGUAAAUACCGAGAUGUACCGAAGGUCUGCAAAAGAGGAUUCAAGACCUUCUAAGGUAGAAUCAAAAUCUAAAACUCAAGAGAGCCCUAAGGUCCCAACUCCUAUGGCCCCCAGGGAAAUGAAGGGUAUGCUGCCCUUACAGCUCAAGAGUGAACUAGAGGCGCCGAAAAUAUCAACGAAGAGCCCGGUAAAAUCUGUAAAGAAAAGUGCCGCUAGUGACAUGAAUGCCAACAAACAAGAGUCGCUGACCAAACUUCCUCUUAAAGACAAGAUGAUCAGUAACAUGAACGAAUCCGUACAGACAAACAUGGAUAAGGGGAUAGCACUGUCUGCUCCGGAGGCCCCCGCGGAGUUUGCCCUGAAGUACAAGGCAGGUAUUGCACCACCACGUCCAAAGAGGAAAGUGUCCGAGUACCAGAAGUCGUUUGACUGGAAGGUGGGAGGCAAGUCAUCGCCUCUCCUAGCCGCUGAGCAGGUGAGUGUACUAAAGAGACACAAGGAUAGCACACAAGUCUUUAUAAGUUUACUACU
Pecten maximus is the source of this 1126-nucleotide messenger RNA. RefSeq lists its product as uncharacterized. NCBI's taxonomy places the organism in Eukaryota, Metazoa, Mollusca, Bivalvia, Pectinida, Pectinidae. The record is from RefSeq and is a predicted model, not a curated record. The transcript is spliced from 5 exons. Gene Ontology annotation, biological process: negative regulation of centriole replication. The annotation marks the transcript as partial. Gene Ontology annotation, molecular function: microtubule binding.